This is a messenger RNA of Pogonomyrmex barbatus (red harvester ant), 5538 nucleotides long. It is a transcript of the gene fz2, whose product is annotated as frizzled 2. Gene Ontology annotation, molecular function: Wnt receptor activity; Wnt-protein binding. Gene Ontology annotation, biological process: canonical Wnt signaling pathway; non-canonical Wnt signaling pathway. Gene Ontology annotation, cellular component: plasma membrane. The record is from RefSeq and is a predicted model, not a curated record. Lineage: Eukaryota; Metazoa; Arthropoda; Insecta; Hymenoptera; Formicidae.
CCGCGACGGCACGCGGACGCGCGCAGCUGACGCGAGCGACGGAUAAAAGCGAGCGUCGUCGUGCAGCGCGUACAUUUAUCGCGCGUCUACGAAACCAUCAACCAGGACGAUGGCGGCACGUGGGAAGACGAGCGCGAGCGCCUCGUAAACUACGACGUACCCUUAAAUCGCUCGACGAUCGACCGCAUCCCGCUUUCGACGGAUUUCGAUGCGAGAUAAUCCGCGCGGGCACGGAUCAAGAGUGACUUUGCGCUCGAAAUCGGACGCGUUCGAGAGAACAAAUCAAUUCAUUUACCUUUGCCCGUCGCUUUUCCUUGAGAUUUUUCAACUGAGAUUUUCAGUCUCGUCGCGUCAAUAAGUAUUUGUUAAAAAUGGUGUGACAACUGGUGUGAGACAGUAGCGAACGAUCCGGGAGCGUGAUUUUCCAUUGGGAAACGUCCAUGAUUGAGACAAGUAGAACGUGAUAGUAUCGAGCCAGGAUCUGGAGUUAUUUGAGAGGAAAAUUGUAUCUAUAUCAUUUGGACCGUGAUAUUGACGAGAACCACCAGCUGCGUUAAACGCAGCGGGAUAGAGACUCGUGAAAGAACGAAAAUACAAAAAAAGACAUUCAUCCACACUGACUGUUCGACGCGUGACGUGUCCAAUGGAUUGGAUAGCUAGCCGAUAAUCGACGCGAUAACACUGCAGGCUACAUCGAUACAUUAUCAGUAGACAGUUCGUACAAGAGAGGCGACAGGCAUUGCCGAGAAGAAAUCACGUGUCUAAGGAGGGUCCGGCCGCCAACGUUGCGCGACGUAAUCUAAUCGGAACCGGCUGUCAGUUAUGCGAGCUAUGCAGCCAUGAGUCGAACGUCGUCCUUGAGCACGAGACCCGCGCGACGGACGAAAUUAUUUCCUACGCGAACAAUGACGAGUCUGCUAACGUUACUAGUGUUCGCAACGACAUUUACAAAUGUACUACCAGAAUCGGCGAUAAAUCCGGUAGGCAGCAUCGUCGGAUCGGGCUCGGGAGUCUCGUCCUCGUCCGGCAGCUCCUCAUCCUCGUCGUCGUCGGUGAUCGGCGUGGUGUCCGACAGUUCCAGUUCUAACGGCAACGGCGGUGUUGGAAAUGGUAAUGGCGUUGGAAGUAUCAGCGGUAGCGUCAGCAGCGGCCAUUCCGGUAUAAAUGGGGUCGGCGGUGGCCAUUCCGGUCUCGGGAACGGGAAGGGCCGAUGCGAAGAAAUCACGAUUCCCAUGUGCCGCGGUAUCGGCUACAAUCUCACCUCCAUGCCGAACGAAUUGAACCACGACACGCAGGACGAGGCCGGCUUGGAAGUGCAUCAGUUUUGGCCGUUGGUGGAGAUAAAAUGCUCGUCCGACCUCAAGUUCUUCCUGUGCUCCAUGUACGCGCCGAUCUGCCUACCGGAAUAUACGAAACCGCUGCCGGCCUGUCGCAGCGUGUGCGAGAGAGCGCGAACGGGUUGCGCGCCCUUGAUGCAACAGUACGGCUUCUCGUGGCCGGAGAGAAUGGCAUGCGAGCGUCUGCCGUAUCACGGCGACCCGGAGAACCUAUGCAUGGAACAGGACAAUCAUACCAGCACCAGCACAGGCCCUGGCGGUAACGGCGGCGCGGCGAGUAGCGGCGUCCCAGCACCGGGACAACCGGCGCGGCCCACGCGACCCAGCAAGACUUCGCAGCCGGCCCGCUGCAAGCCGGGCAAGAAUCAAAAAAACUGCCAGCACCCCCCGGGGGAGAGGACGAGGGACUGCAUGUGCAGAUGCAGGGCGCCCCUCGUGCCCCUGGGGGCGGGGGGCACGGGAAUGUCAGGAGCGAUAAGCGGCGUCAGCGGCAGCGGCAGCGGCAUCGGGACCGGCAGCAGCACCGGGGCCAGCAACGCGGGGGCUGGUCUGGCCGGCAUGGCCGUAAGUGGGAUACCGGCACCGCCAUCGAUGGGAAAUAUCGGCCGAAGCAUCAUCCAGGAGGUGCCGGACUGUGCCCUACCGUGCCGCGGCGCGUUCCUCACCAACGAAGAGCGCGAGUUCGCGGCCGUCUGGCUGGCGCUUUGGAGCGGCCUGUGCGCCGCCAGCACUCUCGUAACCGUAAUCACAUUCUUAAUCGACACCCAGCGUUUCAAGUAUCCUGAGCGACCGAUCGUCUUCCUGUCAGCCUGCUACUUCGUCGUCUCCGUGGGCUAUCUGUCGCGCAACGUGUUCGGCCACGAGGAAAUCGCCUGCGACGGUCUGGCUUUGAAAUCGGGUGCCCAGGGCCCGGGCGCCUGUGUCACAGUUUUCCUCAUGAUCUACUUCUUCGGCAUGGCUUCCUCCGUGUGGUGGGUGAUCUUGGCAUUCACGUGGUUUCUCGCGGCGGGCUUGAAGUGGGGCAACGAGGCGAUAGCAUCGUACUCGCAGUAUUUCCACAUGGUGGCAUGGCUGGCUCCGACUGUGCAAACGGUCUGGGCGUAUGUCGCGGGUGGCGUCGCCGGUGACCCGGUAGCUGGAGUUUGCACGGUCGCUCCCGAGGGAGUGCGUAAUUUCAUCCUCGCUCCUUUAUUUGUCUACCUUCUGCUAGGCACGACGUUUCUUCUGGCUGGUUUCGUAAGCCUCUUCCGAAUUCGAUCGGUGAUCAAACGUCAACCUGGCGCGAAGGCCGACAAGUUAGAAAAGUUGAUGAUACGAAUCGGCGUGUUCAGCGUACUCUACACGCUACCGGCCAGCGUGGUCUUGGCCUGUCACAUCUACGAGUCGUCUCUGCGAGAUGAGUGGCUCAGCUCGUUGGCGUGUCCCUGCCGCCCACGGGCGAGACCGCUCUACUCCAUCCUGAUGCUUAAGUACUUCAUGGCUCUCGCGGUCGGCAUUACGUCGGGUGUCUGGAUUUGGAGCGGCAAGACGGUCGAUUCUUGGAAACGGCUAUGGAGGCGUUUGUUCGGUCGUGAUCGCGGCCACAUGGGCGCCGGUGCCGGGAUGGUGGCCGGCGUGACCGGCGUCAGCGGCGGUCUCGGCAGCGUUGGCAUCAAAGGCGUCGUGGGUCGGGGAAUCGCGAUGCCCUAUCCCUCGGCGCCCGGUCCCGGCAGUGCUCUGUUACCCCCGGGUAGCGUCGCGAGCGCGUCUCAGCAUCACCUGCACCAUCAUGUACUCAAGCAACCACCGCUCUCGCACGUAUGACGUCACCAGUCUGCGGGGGGCGACAUGAACACCGCUGGAUGCGGCGAGCAGCAGCCACAGCAGGAGAGGCCUUCCGCCCUCAGCAAUUACGGGCCCAUCUAGCCCUUCGCCUCGGCCUCGCGCAGGCAUAACGCGACGCCGCACACGGCGCCGCAUACGGCGCCGCAUACGCCUCACUCGGCGGCGACCAUCUACUCCAGGAGGUCGCUCGCGUCCACGACGGGCCCGUUAACACCGGCGCACGGGAUCGCGCCCUCCUACACGCAGGCCACCGAGGUGUGAGGAAAGGGAUCACGUGGAGGCGCACACGUGAAGAUUUAGACGAUUCAGCGGCCCCGACGUCGGCGUCAUCGGCCCGGUGGUCAUCCUUCGCGCGAUGGACGACGAGCGGCCGCGGUGCUUCUCGAUUACCCGAUAUACGUAUUAGCCUGUAUACGUGUCUUCUCCCGCGGGAACCUCGAGGAAUCUUCUCUCCAGCUCGAAUCACUCGGCGAUUUUUUUAGCUCGUCUCUUUAUCUUAUCGAUCAAUUCAGAGAAAACCGUAAUGAGUCCGGGAGACGAUUAGAACAAAGCGUUUUGAUAUUAUCGGCAGGGAGGGUGACUCGAGUGUCGCGGGGUAUAGUGAGAUUGUGAUUUAGAAGAAAGAUUCAGUGUGAAUGGCACUGAGAAACGUGCGUGCGUGCAUAACGGUAAACGGUGUCGAUUGAUUUCUCUAUCUUUAUCCGUAUCUAUCUAUCUCUGUCUCUUUCUCUAAUCUUUCUUACAUUCUCGUAAAAGCGGCGCUCAUAAAGCCCGCUACCGUGUCCGUCUAACGUGUAUCGUCUCGUCUAUUUAUCUAAUCUAGCUAUUAAAGGGCCACGUUGGGAAUGCACAUACGGAUGCGACGUGUACGCGAAAAGCGGCAGCCUGUUUCCUUCCUCCCCUUUCCCGGAAGAGAGAAAACUGCCACAACAUUUUCGAUACCUCGCUCCGGGCUCUCUUCUCGUGUCAACCCCUUGCCACUGCCGCGAUUUCUCGAUCGCGAAAUUUUGAAAGUAAUUCCGAUUGAAAACAGGCCGCUCGCUCGCGGAAGGAAAGGCGCAAUAAAAGGAAAGCGAGUGUACAGGACAAACACUAAAGUAACGAUGUAGGCAGAAUGGAUAAUUGUAAAUAUCGUUCUUAGAUGUUAGUUCGACGCUGUAAAUAAAACGGUCGCCAGAGUCGUUAUAGGACAUGGGGGCGCGAAAGACGAUUGCGCUUGUGGCGAGUGUUACGUCGUUUCCUUUCACAAGCAAUUAUCAGCCAAAACUUGUCGCACUCGAUAUAUCGAACGGAAAAAUCCGUUAAUUAGUCCGCGUUAUGCAAUGUCGAGUUGGAACACGCCACUUUCGCCAACUUUCCUCGAGAUAAUAUCCAAUUUGUGACAAUUUGUUGAAAGAUUUAAUCAAAUAUUUAUUUCGUUUAAUUAGAAUUCGCUGAGUUACUUCCGACUUAAAGUUGGGGUGUUAAAACUCGGCAAAUUUAAUCCUUUCUAAUGAAAGUUUAAUAUAGAUUGAUUAGAUCUCUAACAAUAUAUAUCUAUAUGUUAUUUCGUUGAUUUUAAUUUAUAAAUAUAAUAAAUCAUAUCGAAUCAUAUACAUAAAAGGUUAUAUAUAUUUUUUUAGUUUACGGUAAAUAAAUAAUAUAAUUUAUAAUUCCAGAUUGCAUAACACGAUUUGAAGUAAUCGAUAAAUUUCGACAGAUUUUGAUCUGGUUUCGCAAUAAUAGGAUCGAGCCACAAGCAGAACAAUCGUCAACGAAACUAGAUCCAUAUGUGUCCUCAGAAUGCGUAAUUCAAAUAUGUUAUAUAUAUAUAGGUCUGCCUCGCGAAGAGAGAUUACACGUAAUUUAACACAUACGUUGGUGUACUAGUUCGAAUCUUUUUAUACUCGUAAGUAAGGGCGCGUCGUAUUCUCUUGUCGUAGUUCACCCAAGUCGCAAUGUUCAAUGCGGAAUCGAUAAUAACGGAGAGUAAAAGACGCGACAUUUUUUUUUUUUUUAUUUUUACUAUACUUCCCGUGAUUGCCGACUCCUUCGCGCCACGUGUCGCGAGGGGUGGUCGACGCGAUAGCGUAAGAACGUGAAAGGAACGCGACCCGCCCUUCCACGGGGGCAAAGGAGCGCGGAAGGAAAUCUACAUGCAUCCCGAGGCAUAGUACGUAGAGGAAAAAUUAUGCACGCGCGCGUAUAUAUAUGUAAUUCUCAUGUAAAUCCCGAUGAUCUAGAAAUAGUCCCCGAGCGAGAUUACGCGCGUGAUAUAACGGAAGUAACAGCCCUUAAGUACGUAUUAUACGCGUGACGUUGUCAGUCACUAGCAAUAUCGUUAAUCCAGAACCCUUUUCUAAUACCGGAAACUGUGAAAUUGUAGAGAAACAGAAAA